UGGCCCUGGAAAAUUGUAAGUCUAGUUAUUGAUUUGCAUUUUAAAGGUUUCUUGUUAUGCACGGUUAGUAGAAUCGUUAGCCGUUAAAGGACAGACGUGUUGUGAUAGAAUUUUGUACUGUUCUUUUAUAACGAUAUUUGAAGUGAUUUAUUAUUAAUCAAAUCAUGACUAGAAACAAGAACGAAACUAGGCAAAGAUGUAAAAAAUCACAAAAUGACGAAAAUGCAAAUGCUAAAGGAACAGAGAAGGAAGUGGCAAGGUUAGACUCUCUCGAUGAAGAAGAUCAAGGAUUUGGUGGUUGGCUUAGGUCACCUGAUGGAUUAGAGAAUAUGAAACUCUUCGUCAUCGCCAACAGUAUCGUGUUGCUUAUGACUCUCAUGUAUCCGCAAGUUCAACUAAUCGUUGAUUUUAUUUACGAUUCUAUAUAUGGGCCGGAUAAUGAUUUAAUUGUAUAG
Messenger RNA from Papilio polytes (common Mormon), 455 nucleotides. RefSeq lists its product as uncharacterized. The record is from RefSeq and is a predicted model, not a curated record. The transcript is spliced from 3 exons. NCBI's taxonomy places the organism in Eukaryota, Metazoa, Arthropoda, Insecta, Lepidoptera, Papilionidae. The coding region runs from base 165 to 455 and encodes 96 amino acids.